AUGUCGGGGCUGUCGACUGCUUCACUAACUGUCGAGAACGAGACCUCUUCCGUCCCAAUUAUCACCGAAAAGAAAGCGGACAAUGCUCAGACCCCGGAUCUCCAGUUCGAGGUGCGCCUCGACGAAACGGACAACCCGCAGUCCAUGUCGACCUUCAGGAAAUGGGUCAUUAUCGUCAUCAUCAGCUGCGCAUCUCUCUGUGUGACGUGCGCGUCCUCCGUUGCAUCCUUCGCAGAACAAGGAGUUGCGAAGGAUUUUCAUGUCUCGCAUACUGUAACCAUACUCUCAAUCAGUUUAUUCGUUGAAGGGCUUGGUCUAGGUCCUCUACUUGUGGGGCCCUUAUCGGAAGUCUACGGCCGCUCGAUCGUUUACCGUGUCUCUUACGCUUUUUUCUUUGUGUUUUCAUGGCCCAUAGCGUUCGCACCCAAUAUUGAGGUCUACUUGAUAUUCCGAUUCGUCACUGGGUUUUGUGGUUCCGCCUUUUUGAGCGUCGCUGGAGGCAGCGUGAGUGACUUGUUCGAUAAUGCUACCGUUGCAAAUCCAAUGGCAUUCUACACGAUUUCACCAUUCGUUGGUCCAGUAUUUGGACCUCUGAUCAGCGGGUUUAUCAAUCAAAACACUCACUGGCGAUGGACCUUUCGUGUUCUGCUAAUUUGGAUUUUUGUCCAAUGUGUUGCACUGUUCUUGCUGGUGCCCGAAACAUACGUUCCGGUCAUCCUCAAGAAAAAAGCUGCACGACUACGGAAAUCUACAGGAAACCAGCAAUUGUGGGCACCGCUAGACAAACGAAACACAAACCUCACUCGGGCUAUCAUCAUGAGUUGUUACACCCCCUUCCAGUUGAUUUGGUAUGACCGAAUGGCCCUUCUUCUUAACACAUGGACCUCCCUCAUCCUCGGAAUCCUCUACCUCAGUUUCCAAGCCUUUCCCAUUAUCUUCGAGGAACAUCACGGGUUCAGCAUGCAACAAACCGGGAUGACAUACCUUGGCAUUGGUUUGGGUAUGAUCAGCGCGAUGCUCACGCAGCCGUAUUGGAACCGAGUCGUCACCCGCGCUGCAGAAAAGAAUAAUGGGAAGACCCCUCCGGAAGCUCGGUUGUAUAUGGGCCAAGUGGGCGGUAUUCUCGUUCCAGUCGGACUGUACUGGCUUGCCUUCACAACAUAUUCAUCGGUGCACUGGAUUGUUCCUAUCAUCGCAUCCAUACCGUUUGGAGCUGGGAUAUAUUUCGUCUUCACCGCCGUUUUCACAUACUUGGUGACGGCAUAUAGGCCCAUCGCCGCGAGUGCGAUGGCGAGCAAUAGUGCGAUGCGGUCGACUUUUGCGGCUGCAUUCCCGCUAUUUGCUGGGGCGAUGUACCACAAACUCGGUACGGUGGGUGCCACAGCGCUGUUAGCCGGCAUCAUGACACUCUGUGUACCGCUACCAUUCGUAUUUUUGAAAAUUGGGGCCAGAUUAAGGGCGACAUCGAGGUUUGCGAGCAAGGACUGA
Messenger RNA from Guyanagaster necrorhizus, 1488 nucleotides. RefSeq names its product MFS general substrate transporter. The record is from RefSeq and is a predicted model, not a curated record. Gene Ontology annotation, cellular component: plasma membrane. Lineage: Eukaryota; Fungi; Basidiomycota; Agaricomycetes; Agaricales; Physalacriaceae. Gene Ontology annotation, biological process: transmembrane transport. The transcript has 10 exons. Gene Ontology annotation, molecular function: transmembrane transporter activity. The coding region runs from base 1 to 1488 and encodes 495 amino acids.